AUGCCACAUCCACGCUUCCCCAAGAUUGAGAUCCAGGAACUACGUGACGAUUUCAUUCGAUUUAAUUUAUCAGAAACAGAUGCAAGUGUAGCCAAUGCAAUACGUCGUGUCAUGAUCUCUGAAGUACCAACACUAGCCAUCGAUCUGGUGAGCAUUGAGAUUAACACUUCAGUCAUGACGGACGAGUUCCUGGCACAUCGAUUGGGUAUGAUUCCUCUCAAUUUUGAUGGCGGUCUAGAGAACUUUAGUCAGCGAUUUGUGUACUCUCAGGACUGCGAUUGUGAUGAGAAUUGUCCCAAUUGUAGCGUCGAGUUCUCACUGGAUGUGACGGCGGACAGUGGCGUGCUAUCCGUUACGAGCGAAGCCCUUAAAUCCUCGGAUCCAUACAUUCGUCCAGUCAAUUUUUCUUCUGAGGAGGAGUUUAACAAUACACAGGACAGUGGCGUCAUCAUCGCCAAGCUUGGACCCGGCCAGAGACUGCGUCUUUCAGCUAUUGCCAAACUCGGCGUUGGCAAAGAGCAUGCCAAGUGGUCUCCCGUGGCCGUGGCGACGUACAUGUAUGAUCCAAUCAUUACACUAAACCAGACUGUGCUCAGCACGUACACGCCCGAACAAAAGGCUGAGAUGUACAAAUGCUGCCCUACGGAAGUAUAUGAGACAGACGAGAACUAUGAACAGUUUACGGUAGGAGAUGCGAUGCGAUGCAUGUAUUGCGACGAGUGCGUAAAGCUGGCAGACUCGUAUAAGGAUAAUCCGGAAGACGAUUCGGCUGUGACGGUCCGGAUGCGGGAAGACAAGUUCAUUUUUUCAGUUGAGACAACGGGACAGCUGAAGCCCGAAGAAGUAGUGAUUUGUGCACUGGAUUUGAUUCGCGAGAAGCUGUCAUCACUCAAGCACCAGUGCUUGGAACUUAGUCAGGACGAUCAGGGUUCGUCAGCGCCGAUCACGCCAUUUGGUUAA
Messenger RNA from Peronospora farinosa, 960 nucleotides. The record is from the annotation of a GenBank genome assembly. NCBI's taxonomy places the organism in Eukaryota, Oomycota, Peronosporomycetes, Peronosporales, Peronosporaceae.